This is a messenger RNA of Dicrocoelium dendriticum, 501 nucleotides long. Lineage: Eukaryota; Metazoa; Platyhelminthes; Trematoda; Plagiorchiida; Dicrocoeliidae. The record is from the annotation of a GenBank genome assembly.
AUGACGAAGGCCGAACAUAUCACCACACGAACAAUGGUAGAAUACGUACCACACCCAACAUGUUUGGAACAACGGACGUGUGAAGAUUGUUUGGCCCUCUCGGAUCCAAACCAUUUCAAGUGCGCUUGGUGCCCAAAAGCCAAUCGCUGCAGCGACGGACACGAUCCAUACCGGCCUGACUGGGAUCUGAUGGGUUGUCACGUGCACAAUUGGACUACAGCAUGCUCAUUCGUAACCACAACGUGGGAAUCGGUUAUCUUGACAACAAAUUCAGCCCUGCAAUCCACGAGCACGAAGGUACUACUUAACGCGACUGGGAUAGGGGAUGUCGACGCGAGUGUCACUCAGGCUCCUACAUUCAUGCCAAGCAGAUGUCUGUCGCUGUGCCUACUCUUACUGGUUCUACUACUACACGUAACAAUAUUUGCCUUCUUCGUAUGGCAGCUCAUCCAAAUGAAACAAAAGAGCAAAACUCCAAGUUUUCACAAACAUCGGAUUCAC